GUUGACAACAUUGAUAACUAUAUAUCGUACGCAAAAGUAGAUAAAAGAAACAUAAAUGUAGGUUCUCUGCGAUCCUACAUAAAACAUAAUGUACCGUUGCAUAGUCCUCACGAUUUUGCUGGCAGUCAUCGCAUCGAUCGAUGCGAGGCGGUUCCGAUGCGACUAUGAAUAUUUUCCUAAAGCUGGAGGCUACCUGAAGCUGCACAGGAUCCCCGCGAAUUGGAGGGAAGCUCGGCUAAGAUGUCACCUUGAAGGAGCGAAAAUUGCAUCACCUCUAUAUGAUGAGCUGAAGACUGCCAUGGUGUCAAUGAUGCAUGUAACUCCCAAUCUCAAAUCUGGGGUAUUUCUGGGCAUCCAUGCAACAUUCUCUAGAGGAGAUUUUUUAUCUGUGGAAGGAGUACCUCUCUCUCAAAUUCCUCACACUUGGUUGGGUGGUGAGCCCAACAACUAUAAUAACAAAGAGAGCUGUCUUCUCAUGACACAGAACGGGGAAUUCGCUGAUGUGAACUGCGAGAAUACAUAUCCCUAUUUCUGCUACAAGAAAAUUUCUGAUUCGCUUGUUGAGAACGAGUGCGGUUCGACAGAUCCUGAGUACGUAUUGGAUAGUCGUACAGGCAGCUGCUACAAGUUUCACACGGUUCCACGAACCUGGUCUAGAGCCUACAUGGCCUGUGCUGCAGAAGGAGGGUACCUGGCUAUCAUGAACAGUGAUACUGAAGCUCAGGUGGCAAAAGAAAUAUUCGCUAAAUACCCCGAUAAUAAGAUUCUGGGUAACUUCCCGAAGGAUGUAGCUUUCGUCGGCUUCCACGACUGGGGAGAGCACGGCGAAUGGCUCACGAUCAAUAGUCAAACCCUCCAGGAAGCCGGUUACAGCAACUUCGCGGAUGGAGAACCCAAUAAUGCCACCACAGGAGAAUUUUGUGGAGCUAUCUACAGGAAUGGCAGGUUCAAUGAUCUGUUGUGUGAGAACCGAUAUGUUUUCCUCUGUGAGAAGGACCCUGAAAGCUUUAUGUGCGAACAAGAGGAAGAGGAACAAAUUAUCGAUCAGAAUAUGCACCGUGUUUAAUUAUAAUGAAUGAAAUUGACAAAAAUCUUUUUCAUAUUUGGGUUCACAAUUAUUGCCGUAACAAUUUCAAGUGAGGAUUGAAAGAUCUUGUAAAAUUUAAUGAUGUAAAAUAAACCGCUUUUAAAAUAAAAUUUGACCGAUUCGA
This is a messenger RNA of Pieris rapae (cabbage white), 1211 nucleotides long. RefSeq names its product macrophage mannose receptor 1. NCBI's taxonomy places the organism in Eukaryota, Metazoa, Arthropoda, Insecta, Lepidoptera, Pieridae. The record is from RefSeq and is a predicted model, not a curated record. The transcript has 7 exons. Bases 89 to 1066 code for a protein of 325 amino acids.